AUGCCUCAAGUCCGCAAUCCCAUUCUUCCCGGCUUCAACCCCGACCCGUCUAUCCUACGGGUCGGCAAUGACUACUACAUCGCCACAUCCACCUUUGAGUGGUACCCGGGAGUCCAGAUCCAUCACUCGACCGAUCUGGCCAACUGGAAGCUCCUGACAAGGCCGCUAGAUCGCGCUUCGCAGCUUGACAUGCGCGGGGACCCGGACAGCUGCGGCGUCUGGGCUCCGUGUCUCACCCACGACGGCAGCAGAUUCUGGCUCGUUUACACCGACGUCAAGCGCAAGGAUGGCAGCUUCAAGGACGCCCACAACUACAUCGUCUGGGCCGACGACAUCAAGGGACCUUGGAGCGACCCCGUCUACGCCAACUCAUCCGGCUUUGACCCCAGUCUCUUCCACGACCUGGACACGGGCAAGAAGUGGUUCGUCAACAUGAUGUGGGACCACCGACGCCGUCCGCUGCUCUUUGCCGGCAUCGCUCUGCAGGAGUUUGAUCCAGAGGCAGGGAAGCUCGUCGGCCCCAGGAAGAACAUCUACCAGGGAACCGCCCUCGAGCUGACCGAGGCCCCUCACAUGUACAAGCGCAACGGCUGGUACUACCUCCUGACGGCCGAGGGAGGCACGGGUUACGACCACGCCUGCACGCUGGCCCGAUCUCGCGACGUCUGGGGCCCCUACGAGGACCACCCGGACAAGUAUGUUGUCACCUCAAAGGACCACCCUCUGACCGCCCUGCAGCGCGCCGGCCACGGCGACAUUGUAGACACCCCUGAUGGCAAGACGUUCCUGGUUCAUCUGACGGGGCGGCCGACGACUCAACUCCGUCGCUGCGUGCUUGGCCGUGAGACUGCCAUCCAGGAGGCGUAUUGGGCCGACGAUGACUGGCUAUAUGUCAAGAACGGGCCAGUCCCGUCGCUCUACGUCGAGCUGCCGGGAGAGCGCGACGAUACCGAGUACUGGGCCGAACAGCGCUACACCUUUGAGGGGUCACUCAAGGAACUAAACCCGGAUUUCCAAUGGCUGCGCACCCCCGAGCCGGAGCGCAUCGUCAAGAUCCAGGACAACAAGCUGGCGUUGAUCGGACGGGAAUCCAUCGGGUCGUGGUUCGAGCAGGCGCUGUUGGCCCGUCGGCAAACGCACUUUUCCUAUGACGCCGAGACUGUCGUAGACUUUGGCCCCUCUGACGAGCGCAUGUUUGCCGGCCUGACUGCUUACUACUGCCGGUACAACUUUUUCUACCUGACGGUUACGGCGCACAACGACGGGCAGCGGGAGCUGCUGAUAAUGGCGUCGGAAGCGUCGCAUCCCGUCGGCGGAUUGAGGCCGGACCUCCUCCAGCAACCGGUGCAGAUCCCCAAUGAGGGCAAGGUCAGACUCGUCGUGACUGUCAGAGGACGCGACAUGCAGUUCUGGUAUUCGAUGAUGGACGAAAACGAAGGCAAGGACCUGAAAAAGGUCGGGCCCGUGCUAGACGCAUCCAUUGUCAGCGACGAAUGCGGAGGGCACCAGGCUCACGGGAGCUUCACGGGGGCGUUUGUCGGCAUGGCAUGCUCGGACCUCAACGGGACGGCGACGGAGGCUCGGUUCGACCACUUUGUGUACAGGCCUGUGAAGCACGAGUCUGAUCGGUAUGAUGUGUGA
Molecule: messenger RNA, 1641 nt
Organism: Pyricularia oryzae 70-15
Lineage: Eukaryota; Fungi; Ascomycota; Sordariomycetes; Magnaporthales; Pyriculariaceae
Product: beta-xylosidase
Exons: 1
Coding region: 1-1641 (546 amino acids)
Biological process (GO): carbohydrate metabolic process
Molecular function (GO): hydrolase activity, hydrolyzing O-glycosyl compounds
Source: RefSeq, a predicted model, not a curated record